Diospyros lotus (date-plum) is the source of this 3549-nucleotide messenger RNA. RefSeq names its product 4-alpha-glucanotransferase DPE2. Gene Ontology annotation, biological process: carbohydrate metabolic process. The transcript has 23 exons. Bases 498 to 3419 code for a protein of 973 amino acids. NCBI's taxonomy places the organism in Eukaryota, Viridiplantae, Streptophyta, Magnoliopsida, Ericales, Ebenaceae. The record is from RefSeq and is a predicted model, not a curated record. Gene Ontology annotation, molecular function: 4-alpha-glucanotransferase activity; starch binding.
AACCCUUUUUUUAAUACAGACUGUUGCCCAUGAAAUCAUGGGAGGCCAUACCCAUAUGCACGUGGACGUGAUGGUAUCUUCAAGUCUGGCCAAAAAGACGGUCACUUUCCCGUGAAACCUCAGUUCAGUUCAGUUCAAUUCAAUUCAAUUUUCCCUUCGAUUCUUCAAUCUUCUCUUUCUCUUCUUCAAUUUUCCCUGCAAGAAAGAAAGAAAGAGAGAAAAUAUCUGUGAUGAGUCACAUGAUUUUAGCCCAAAAGAUCUCCCAAUUGAGCGUGACGUCCAUUUUUGUGCCAUUUUUCUGUGUCUCUUCGAAACCAACAAAUCCACCGCCAGAUUCCUCUCUCUGCCCUCCGCUUCAUCACAAAUUCUGAAUCACUUACUUCUGGCUUUCGAUUGUUUUGCGUCUUGGUUUCUUUUGUUUCAUCCUGCUGAGUUGAAUCUGAUGAAUUACAUCCGGGCUUUGCUAGGUCUUCUCUGCUCGGAUUCUUUCCCGGAAAAUGGUGAAUCUUGGUUUGAUUUCAGGGAUCAAGUCUAAGAAAUCUGUGAAAUUGAGUUUCAGAAUCCCUUAUUACACUCAAUGGGGGCAGACUCUUCUGGUGUCUGGUUCUGAACCGGUGCUUGGUUCAUGGAAUGUUAAGAAAGGCCUUGUGUUGAGUCCUUGUCAUGAAGGUGAUGAGCUUGUUUGGCGUGGAAAUGUGGGCGUUCCACCUGGGUUUGGAUGCGAGUACAGUUACUAUGUGGUGGAUGACGAUAGGAAUGUUCUGAGGUGGGAGAUUGGGAAGAAGAGGAAAGUAGUGCUUCCUGAUGCGCUUCAGAAUGGAGAGUUGGUGGAACUUCAUGAUCUUUGGCAGACAGGUUCUGAUGAUCUCCCUUUUAGAAGUGCCUUUAAAAGUGUCAUCUUUCACAAAACAUGGACCUUAGAUAUUGAAAGACCCCUUGGGGUCUUUCAGAAUAAUUCUGGUGAGAAAGAUUCAGUCAUUGUUCAUUUCAAAAUUUGCUGCCCGAGUAUAGAAGAAGGAUCAUCAAUUUAUGUAAUUGGAAGUUCUGUAAAAUUGGGCCAUUGGAAAGUUCAGGAGGCACUUAAACUUCAUUUCGCUGGUGAAUCAAUUUGGCAAGCAGAUUGUGUUAUGCAAAAGGAUGAUUUUCCUAUUAAAUACAGGUACGGAAAAUAUAGCAAGGCAGGGAACUUUUCCUUAGAAAUUGGUCAAAAUCGAGACCUAAUUGUUGACUUCUCAGCUAGCCAACCAAGUUGCAUUCUGCUUUCAGAUGGAAUGAUGCGGGAAAUGCCUUGGCGAGGCACUGGUGUGUCAAUCCCCAUGUUCUCUGUUAGAUCAGAAGCUGAUCUAGGAGUUGGAGAGUUCCUUGACCUGAAGUUACUUGUAGACUGGGCUGUAGAAUCCGGAUUUCAUUUAGUUCAGCUGUUACCUAUCAAUGACACAUCCGUUCAUGGGAUGUGGUGGGACUCGUAUCCAUACAGCUCGCUUUCAGUAUUUGCAUUGCACCCGUUGUACCUGAGAGUACAGGCCCUUUCUAAGUCUAUUCCAGAGGAGAUCAAGCAAGAAAUUCAAAGGGCAAAAGAACAGCUGGAUAGAAAGGAUGUGGAUUAUGAGGCUACCAUGGCCGCAAAGCUUUCAAUUGCCAGAAGGGUUUUUGAUCUUGAGAAGGAUACGAUACUAAACUCAAGUUCCUUCCAGAAAUUUUUCUCUGAGAAUGAGGAUUGGCUGAAGCCUUAUGCAGCAUUUUGUUUUCUCCGGGAUUUUUUUGAAACGUCAGAUCACAGCCAAUGGGGUCGAUUUUCUUCUUUUUCAAGAGAGAAGCUUGAGAAGCUUGUGUCAAAGGACAGCAUCCACUAUGAAAUAAUUUGCUUCCAUUAUUAUAUCCAAUUCCAGUUGCAUUUACAAUUGGCAGAAGCUGCUGAAUAUGCAAGAAGGAAAGGAGUGGUGCUGAAAGGAGAUCUCCCUAUUGGCGUUGACAGAAAUAGUGUGGAUACGUGGGUCUACCCAAAUCUGUUCCGGAUGAACACAUCUACUGGGGCACCUCCGGAUUAUUUUGAUAAAAAUGGGCAAAACUGGGGAUUCCCGACUUAUAAUUGGGAGGAGAUGUCAAAAGACAAUUAUGCUUGGUGGCGUGCCCGCUUAACACAGAUGGCAAAGUAUUUCACUGCUUAUAGGAUUGAUCACAUACUGGGAUUCUUUAGGAUCUGGGAGCUUCCAGAACAUGCAAUGACGGGUCUUGUUGGGAAGUUUCGACCCUCUAUUCCUUUAUCUCAGGAAGAGCUUGAAAGAGAGGGACUAUGGGACUUUGAUCGCCUGAGCCGUCCAUAUAUUCGGCAGGAAUUUUUACAGGAUAAAUUUGGUGCUUCUUGGACAUUUAUAGCUUCUAACUUCCUGAAUGAAUAUCAGAACCAGCAGUUUGAGUUCAAGGAGGAUUGCAACACAGAGAAAAAAAUUGCUACCAAGCUGAAGUCCUGUGCACAGAUGUCUUUAUUGUUGGAUAGCGACAUGACAAGGCGCAAUCUAUUUGAUCUUCUACAGAAUGUAGUUCUCAUUAGAGAUCCAGAGGAUGCAAAAAAAUUCUAUCCGCGCUUCAAUCUUGAAGAUACAUCAAGUUUUAAGGAUUUAGAUGAUCACAGCAAAAAUGUUCUGAAAAAGCUAUACUACGAUUACUAUUUCCAUCGGCAAGAAAGUCUUUGGCGACAAAAUGCUCUAAAAACUCUCCCUGUCCUCUUAAACUCGUCAAGUAUGCUGGCUUGUGGGGAGGAUCUGGGCCUCAUUCCUUCCUGUGUUCAUCCUGUUAUGCAAGAACUGGGAUUAAUAGGAUUACGAAUUCAACGUAUGCCAAGUGAACCUGGUUUGGAGUUUGGAAUUCCUUCUCAAUACCCCUACAUGACUGUGUGUGCCCCAUCAUGUCAUGACUGUUCCACCCUUCGUGCCUGGUGGGAAGAAGAUGAAGACAGAAGAUGUCGAUUUUUUAGAACCGUGGUCGGGUCAGACAGUUUGCCACCCAGUGAGUGUGUUCCUGAAAUUGCAUAUUUCAUCUUGCAGCAACAUGUUGAAGCACAGUCAAUGUGGACCAUAUUCCCUCUCCAGGAUUUAUUAGCACUGAAAGAAGAAUACACAUCCCGUCCUGCAGCAGAGGAGACUAUCAAUGAUCCUACAAACCCGAAGCACUAUUGGCGAUACCGUGUUCAUGUGACACUGGAGUCCUUGCUGAAGGAUAAAGAGCUUAAAACAACCAUCAAAGGUCUUGUUCAAGGAAGUGGAAGAUCAUAUCCUCCAUUGGAAGAAGAAAUUCAUGUGGGUAUUGAAAAUGCUGCUUUAGAUCCAUUGAAGCAGCGUGCUAUCAUUGCCCAGGAGAAGAUCUCUUCGGUGAUCCACCCAAAUGAGAUUCCUAAAAGGGAAAACAUAGCAGUCUUGUAGGCUGUUCAUUGUAUUUUCACAUCAAUUACAUGGGCAUAGAUAUUUGGUAUUUUGUUGUCCCAUCCUUUUCCUCAAUCAACAAGCAUACUUGUGCUCUUAAUAAGCUCUUAAUAAGGCGUAUGUUGUUUUA